CUCGUAACCUCGCCUGUUUCCUACCCAUCACCUCGCCCAUUGCAGUUUAGGGAGCCUUGCAGACAGAUCAUGGAUGGUAUCCAUGGUUGGGGCCUUCGUAUCGCUGUUGGGAUAUAUAAAGUCCCAGGAAGAGUCCCUCAUCGAACCGCAUCACUCUCACCCCUCAGACGCGACCUGAUUCCAAAACUCGACUAUCCUUGUUUCGCCUCAGCUCAAAAGUGCAUUUCAACUGUAGCUUCAGUGAAAGAAGGGAAGAAGGAAGCGGCACAAAACAAACAGUCAGGCACAAUGGUCGACCAAUACCCUUGCAAAUGGUCGACUCAUCCGAGCGGGUGCAACCCACGAAACUGGGUAGAGGUUGCAGACGCAGCCUGUGCCGAGUGUCUUGCCAAAGGCUUCCCUAGAUGACGGAUAAUCUGGAUCGCGGAGACGGUGGCAGCCCAAUUCAAUGUCAUGGGACGG
Molecule: messenger RNA, 462 nt
Organism: Sodiomyces alkalinus F11
Lineage: Eukaryota; Fungi; Ascomycota; Sordariomycetes; Glomerellales; Plectosphaerellaceae
Exons: 2
Source: RefSeq, a predicted model, not a curated record